This is a messenger RNA of Penicillium soppii, 1026 nucleotides long. Its product is annotated as D-2-hydroxyacid dehydrogenase family protein. The transcript has a single exon. The record is from RefSeq and is a predicted model, not a curated record. Gene Ontology annotation, molecular function: oxidoreductase activity, acting on the CH-OH group of donors, NAD or NADP as acceptor; NAD binding. Lineage: Eukaryota; Fungi; Ascomycota; Eurotiomycetes; Eurotiales; Aspergillaceae. The coding region runs from base 1 to 1026 and encodes 341 amino acids.
AUGACUUACAAAUUUGCAAUUCUCGAUGACUACCAGGGCAUUGCGCCCGCAUACUUCACGCACGAGUCACGCGUCGAGAGUUCUAGCUUCCCCGAGACCCUUGACCCCCGCGAUCCUACACAACACGAUGCUCUCAUCCAACGACUCUUGCCCUUCGAUAUCAUUCUAGCAAUGCGCGAGCGAACACCUUUCUCUGCCAAAACAAUCGCCGCCCUUCCCAAUCUGAAACUUCUUCUGACCACCGGUACUCGCAAUCUGGCCCUAGAUCUCGAGGCAUUCACGUGUGCCAAGGUCCCUGUCGCGGGAACCGAGGGCCGACCGCCUGGUGUCAAUUCGACUGUGCAGCAUACAUGGGCAUUGAUAUUGGGACUCGCCCGCAAUCUCGCCCGCGAUGAUGCAGCUGUCAAGCGUGGCGCGUGGCAAGGCUCUCUGGGGGUCAAUCUGUCGGGAAAAACACUGGGACUGCUCGGCUUGGGGAAGCUAGGCUCACAAGUAGGAAACAUUGCGAGUCUGGCAUUCGGCAUGAAGGUUUUAGCCUGGUCCACAAACCUGACACAAGCAAAGGCCGACGAGCAAGCCCAGGCUCAAGGUCUUCCUGCUGGUACCUUUGUUGUCGCUGCAUCCAAAGAGGAAUUCUUCAAACGGUCCGAUAUCGUCAGUGUGCACAGCGUUUUAUCAGAUCGAAGCCGCGGCAUUGUUGGCUCGGCUGAGCUGGCAAAUAUGCAAUCCUCUGCAUUUAUUAUCAACACUUCGCGUGGUCCGUUGAUCGAUGAGAAUGCGCUCCUGGAGACAUUGAAUGCAGGCAAGAUUCGUGGCGCCGCGCUAGAUGUAUUUGAUCCAGAACCGUUGCCUCUCGAUAGUCCCUGGCGAACCACUCCCUGGGGACAAGAUGGGCGCAGUGAGGUGCUGUUGACCCCUCACAUGGGAUAUGGAGAAGAAGAUCUACUGCGAGGAUGGUAUCGAGAAACUGCAGAGAAUUUGGAGAGAUGGCUAGAUGGAAAGGAACUAUUGCGCAAGAUGAAUUAA